This is a messenger RNA of Punica granatum (pomegranate), 1373 nucleotides long. NCBI's taxonomy places the organism in Eukaryota, Viridiplantae, Streptophyta, Magnoliopsida, Myrtales, Lythraceae. The record is from RefSeq and is a predicted model, not a curated record.
CGCUACCUGAUGAAUCCCACACAAACUUCCUCUCACCCCCUCUCCCCUUUUUAUAUCUCCGACUCCCUCUGCUCACUUUGUACUUUCACAUAUAUCAAGUCCCCUUCUUCUUCUGCUGAUGCUCAGAAUACCUCCUUCAUAAAUAAAGUAAGAGAAGAAGGAGAAAAUGGUGCAGUCAAGGAAGUUCAGAGGAGUGAGGCAGCGCCAUUGGGGCUCCUGGGUGUCCGAGAUCCGCCACCCUUUACUGAAGAGAAGGGUCUGGCUCGGCACGUUCGAGACAGCUGAGGAGGCAGCCCGGGCCUACGACCAGGCGGCGAUCCUGAUGAGUGGCAGGAAUGCUAAGACCAACUUCCCCGUGACCCACACACCAUCUGGCGACCCGAAAAUCUCCGGCGACCACGACCCAGCUUCUUCUUCCUCUUCGUCCUCUUCCCGCUCCCUGUCCUCCCCAAAGGGCUUGUCCCUAUCGGAAAUCCUCCAUGCCAAGCUUCGCAAAUGCAGCAAAUCACCAUCGCCGUCCCUCACCUGCCUGCGCCUCGACACCGAGAAUUCCCACAUUGGAGUUUGGCAGAAGAGAGCCGGCCAGAAGUCUGACAGUACUGAUAAUUCCAACUGGGUCAUGACUGUCCACUUGGGCAACUCCAGCAGCAAGAAAGAUGGUGAUGUCGAUGGCGGGAAAUUGGACGACAAAUCUUCGGAGACCAAGAUUGAUGACCAAGAAAGAGAUGGGGAGAUGGAUGAAGAGCAAAGGAUUGCACUGCAAAUGAUCGAGGAGCUCCUCAACCGGAAUUGCCCUAGCCUUUGUCCCAGUCCCAGCAAUAGCCCUUGUCCUUUUGGGAUAACCACAGAGGGACUAGGACUAGGAGAGGCUAGCUUUUAUAAAUAACUCUUCUUCAAGACUUCAAAACAAGAGAGGGGAAAUUUAGAAUAUAUAUAUAUAUAUAUAUAUAUAUAUAUAUUUUUAAAAACCUUGCAUUUCGAAUUAGAAAUCAUUAUAGAGAACAAGGGUUCGAAGGGAAAAAAAAUCACUAGGACCGGCAUUGUCCCAUAUAAAACUUCUUAGCUGAUUGAGAAGGGGAUGUGCAACGUCCCGCAUGCCUUGUGUGUUCGCAUUUCUCUGUCGAAAUUUUAAAUCCUACAAAUAAAAGAGAAAAUCAUAAGCAUAUAGAAGUAACGGAGCUAGAGUACGUACGUGGUCCUGGUCCUGAUGCUUUCUCAAGGGAGUUAUUAUUUAUUUAAUAUAAUUGUUUCCUAAUAACAAGUAAUAUAUAUAAUUGAUAUAGUUCUUCCUAGCACAUAGAUAAAAAUAAUCAAGUUGUAUAGAGGUUUCUUCCAACUGAAUGAGUACCUCAUAAGUGUAAGAUAAUUAAUGU